This is a messenger RNA of Chiloscyllium plagiosum (whitespotted bambooshark), 720 nucleotides long. The record is from RefSeq and is a predicted model, not a curated record. Lineage: Eukaryota; Metazoa; Chordata; Chondrichthyes; Orectolobiformes; Hemiscylliidae.
UCAUUCCAUGUAAUCUUUUUGUGUAGGCGAAGGAAGCUGGGAUCUACACCCUGCGCCAGCUCUCUGCCUCCAUGGGAGUAGUACAGUUCAGUCUUCCUCACAUCUAUCCUAUCAUUCAAUACGAAGUAUAUUCUCAGGAACCUCAGCUCAAAGUAGAGCCAAUGACCGACAACCUCCUGGCAGGUAUUUCUCAACAAGUGAAGUUCACCAUCCAGACAGGCCAUUACUCUGUAAAGAAUGGAGACGCACUGCAGCUCAGUAUCACUGACACACUGCCAAUCCUGCACUCAGCCAGCAGCACUGCCACAGUCUCAACCAACAGUGGGGACAAAAUCUCUGAGGCUCCGUUAUCCAUCCAAUCAUCUGGAAAGAUUACCAGUAUCUCUCUGCCCCUGGCUGCUGCCUACCAUCAGAUUGAGUUUGAAUUGCGUGUCAUCUGUCACUUGCCGUCCACACUACCAACGCCCCCUGACUCUGAGAGACCCAGCACUGAGAUAAAAGCAGCUCGCAGAGGACUCGACAAAACUAAAUUGGAGAGCCCGUGUAUGACCUCUAUCGAGCAGAAGGUCAAUCAGAGGGAGAGGGCAACAGCUGGGCUGGAUUUGAGCGUCCAUUCCAACCCUGGUGUGAAAGACCCCAAGGAGAACCAGAUCUUGCUUAGGGAUGUGGGUGUCCAGGAUGGAGGCAAAGUCUUCUUUGAACUCAUCAAUGACAUCAAGG